Diutina rugosa is the source of this 606-nucleotide messenger RNA. It is a transcript of the gene RHO1, whose product is annotated as Rho family GTPase. Lineage: Eukaryota; Fungi; Ascomycota; Pichiomycetes; Serinales; Debaryomycetaceae. Bases 1 to 606 code for a protein of 201 amino acids. The record is from RefSeq and is a predicted model, not a curated record. The transcript has a single exon. Gene Ontology annotation, biological process: small GTPase-mediated signal transduction. Gene Ontology annotation, molecular function: GTPase activity; GTP binding.
AUGCUAGUGGUGCCCCCUCCUGCUGAUGUUCGUAGAAAGCUUGUGAUUGUUGGUGAUGGUGCCUGUGGUAAGACGUGUUUGUUGAUCGUCUUCUCCAAGGGUACUUUCCCUGAAGUCUACGUUCCCACCGUUUUCGAAAACUACGUUGCUGAAGUUGAAGUCGAUGGCCGUAAGGUUGAAUUGACCCUUUGGGAUACCGCUGGUCAAGAAGAUUACGACAGAUUACGUCCUCUUUCUUACCCCGAUUCCAACGUGAUCUUGAUCUGUUUCUCGAUCGACUCGCCGGACUCUUUGGACAACGUCUUGGAAAAGUGGAUCUCCGAAGUCCUUCAUUUCUGCCAAGGCGUGCCCAUCAUUCUUGUUGGGUGCAAGGCUGAUCUCAGAAACGACCCCAACACCAUCGAAGCUUUGAGACAACAACAACAGCAACCUGUUUCGACCUCCGAAGGUCAAGCUGUUGCUCAAAAGAUUGGUGCUGCCGACUACUUGGAAUGUUCGGCCAGAACCGGUCAAGGUGUGAGAGAAGUUUUCGAGGCUGCCACCAGAGCUUCUUUGAAGAAGGUCAGCAAGCCUUCGUCUGCUAAGAAGAAGUGCGUGCUUUUGUAA